Molecule: messenger RNA, 393 nt
Organism: Ilex paraguariensis (yerba mate)
Lineage: Eukaryota; Viridiplantae; Streptophyta; Magnoliopsida; Aquifoliales; Aquifoliaceae
Source: the annotation of a GenBank genome assembly
AUGAGUGCAAAUUUGACAGCACAAGUGCAGCCAUUUGAAGGCAAGGACACAAGGAUAUUUGAUGUGGUUCUGUGUUAUUUGGCACCGCUCUGUACAAAGAAUAUCAGCUUGUUUUGGCAAGGUGAGGAAGUACUACCUCCUGGAAAUACUGCCGCUGUUAUGUCUCUAUUUUUGGAGGACAGUUUCUUGCAGAAUCUUUGGAUGGAAUGCUUUGCUAAGCAAAAUGAACUUUAUACAUCUGACGAUGAGCAUGCUGUGCUUCUGCACCGACUUCAACAAAUUCCACAGCUUCAUUACCCAAUAGAGGCUAUCCAGAGUAUUCCUUUUUCUGACUCCAAAUUUCAGAUUCUUGAAGCACAGACGCAGCACACCACAAACCAAAAGCAACCAUAA